GUCUUUGCAAUGUUGCCUUACACCAAGUUUCCAUGUCCGAAUCUAUGUCAACUUGGACUUGUGUGUGGGUUGGUGUUACAGAUUCCUCCCACAUUCCAAAAAACAUGUUUGUUAGGAUCAUUAUUGACUAAUUGCCUGUACGUUGGAAGGUGAGUGUGAAUGGUUGUCUGACUAGUAUUAGCCGGGUGAUCCAGCGAGGUAUCCUGCGUACUGCGUUUCACAUUCUUCAUGACACCGACAAGGCUAAAGAAAUGCAUGGACAAUAAAACAGGAGCUUGAGAAAAGGUUUUGAAAUCUUUGGCCUUUCACUGACACCUAGUCGGGCCCAAGAAGUACAACAGGCAGAGUUGGUUUCGUUUGACCUCAUCUGAUUCCAUUCAUUAAAGAAUGCCUCUUGAGGAGUGUUUUACCUGGGGAAAAUGCAGUUCUGGUAAUUUCUAUUCAAGGCGUGAUUGACAUUAAAGGGGAACCUGGUGUACCUUGUCCAUACUUCCUCCUUGUCAAGUUCUGUCUCGUUGAAAGAUGUCAACCAGCAGCACAAUCAGUUCAGGGAAAGGAAGCCAUGCCUCCAAAGUGCCAAAAGAUCACAAAAAGCCCACACCAGCUGCCCUGAAAGGAGCCAUCCAGCUGGCCAUUGGUUAUGCUGUAGGAAACCUUAGCUCCAAACCUGACAGAGAUGUUCUCAUGCAAGAUUUCUCCGUAGUUGAGAGUGUCUUCUUGCCAAGUGAGGGCAGCAACAUGACUCCUGCUCAUCACUUUCCUGACUUCCGUCUUAAAACAUAUGCACCGCUGGCAUUCCGCUACUUUCGGGAACUCUUUGGCAUCAAACCAGAUGACUAUCUGUACUCCAUCUGUAACGAGCCUCUUAUUGAGCUGUCCAACCCUGGUGCCAGCAGUUCAUGGUUCUAUCUUACCAGUGAUGAUGAGUUCAUAAUCAAGACUGUGCAACCAAAGGAGGCGGAGUUUCUGCAGAAACUGCUACCUGGCUACUACAUGAACCUGAACCAAAACCCGAGAACUUUGCUUCCCAAGUUCUAUGGCCUUUACUGCAUCCAGUGUGGUGGCGUAACAGUCCGUGUGGUGGUGAUGAAUAAUGUGCUGCCUCGUGCCAUGAAGAUGCACUACAAGUAUGACCUGAAGGGCUCCUCAUACAAACGUCGUGCUUCACGCAAAGAACGCUUAAAGUCUUCACCUACAUUCAAAGACUUGGAUUUCCAAGAGAUGCAUGAAGGUUUGUGCUUCGAUGCGGAGACCCACAACGCCCUGAUGAAAACCCUGCAGAGAGACUGCCGGGUUCUAGAAAGCUUCAAAAUCAUGGACUACAGCCUCUUGCUUGGAAUUCAUGUUUUAAACCCCAAGGUGUCGAGCAGAGAGAGCAGACGUGACAGCAGGAAGCAGAGAGUUCUCUACUCCACUGCUCUUGAAUCCAUCCAGGGUACUGUGAAAGAUCCAGAACCAGUGGCAGACGAUGACACAUUCGGUGGAAUUCCGGCUAAACAUAGAGAUGAACACCUGCUCAUCUUUUUAGGAAUUAUUGACAUCCUUCAGUCCUACAGGUUCAUUAAGAAGGUGGAACAUUCCUGGAAAUCUCUUUUACAUGAUGGGGACACCGUGUCAGUUCACAGGCCCAAUUUCUAUGCAAACCGAUUCCUGAAAUUCAUGAGCUCAGUCGUGUUCAAACGCAUCCAUCCUUUGAGACGAAUAUCUUCCAAAAGGAAGAAGAAUUCUUUUUAUGCAGUGAAGUCAGCCUCACAGGAGUUGCUUUCUUCUCAAAAGGAGGAAUUGGAGACGAAGAAAGCACAAAGCAUGGAGGACCUAGAUGGUUGGCUCUCUCCAUCAGUUUGCAGUUCAUCCAAUCAACCAGAUGUUCAACAAAAAUCUGCUGUUACGUUCAAGUCUGCUGAAGAAGAGCACCUUAAUAACAGUGAGCACAGACGUGCCUCCAGUUCAACACUUGCAUUGGAUGAUCCUCUGCCGCCCCUCAGCAGAAGCCAGUCAGACUCUGAACUGGAUGCCUACUUGGGUUCAGGUAAUGACCAAUUACAGCUCAGCUUGCAAACAUCACAUGAGCCCCCCUAUUUCUGCACCGGAAAGACAAAUAACGAUGAGGCAGAAAUUGACAAAGAGCCAAAUGAUGAUGUUGAGAAAGCUGAACAGAAGCAAGUUGAGCGCACCACUGAGGGAGAACCAAAGGACUUGGGAGUCACUGAGCAGGAAAAAGAGACAGUUGAAGAUCCUCAGAGUAAAAUGCAAGCAAAUUGUGAGACACACACAGAGAACAUACAGUGAGGAGAAAAAGACGGUGGUUGCUCGCCAGGAAAAGCGGAUGGAAGGUAGAAGAGGAUGACCUUGUGCAAUGUCAAUACAUUGAGACCUCACAAUAGUAGAUGUAUGGAUGAUGUGAACUGCCGGUAUUUACAGUACAUGCUCAAUAUCUUUCAUUUCCUUUAAGUCCAAUGAGAAGUGGCAUUCUAUAUGACUUUCACACCAAAUCACGCUAGCAAAUACGGUAGAGCUUGGUUUUGUUACAAUACAUCACACAUGCUGCUAAUUGUACAAUUGUUUUUAUUUUGUAUGUAAUUGUUCAAAUUCUCUCAGUGGCUGGAUCCCUGGGCAAAUAUUUUCACAAGUCAUUCACAUGCGCACCUAAUUUAUUUUCCAACAUGCUUGCUAUUACAUUGUAUCUAAACUGAAAUGUUGACAUAUUGAAAUCAUAUUGAUAUCUCUUGCUUUCAUUUCAUCCUUUUUUUUUUCAUGUGCCUAAAAAUGUUUAAAAAUCAAAGUGAUUUGAACUUGUAAUAGAAGUAGUUGUGGCUGUAAAAUAUGUACAAUUUUAGGAUCAUUCCUUCGGAGCUCUGUGGAGACAGAUAUGAAAGAAAAUAUUGCAUCAAUUCCAUGGCCACUACACUGUUAAAAAAGAAAGUUAACAUAGACAUCAAAUAAAAUUUGUGAAAUAUGA
Molecule: messenger RNA, 2959 nt
Organism: Syngnathus acus (greater pipefish)
Lineage: Eukaryota; Metazoa; Chordata; Actinopteri; Syngnathiformes; Syngnathidae
Gene: pip5k1ba
Product: phosphatidylinositol-4-phosphate 5-kinase, type I, beta a
Exons: 16
Coding region: 523-2289 (588 amino acids)
Biological process (GO): phosphatidylinositol metabolic process
Molecular function (GO): phosphatidylinositol kinase activity
Source: RefSeq, a predicted model, not a curated record